AUGGACUCGCUUGGGGUUGAAGACUUGUUCGACUUUCGUCGACUUCCCAAAGACCCUCUGGUUCUCCUGCUGCUGCUGCUUUAUUCCCCUGUUGGCAUUUGUUUAUUGUUAAUCCGGAUCUUUAUUGGAGUCCACGUGUUUUUAGUGAGCUGUGCUCUUCCUGAAUGUUUCCUUAGAAGGUUUAUUGUGCGGAUAAUGUGUUCUGUUUUGGGGAUGCACGUGCGACAGAAGAACCCUCGCUCCAGAGACAAGAACACUAAACUGUUUGUGUGUAAUCACGUGACGGAGUUUGAUCAUAACGUCCUCAGCCUCCUGACGCCAUGCAACACGCCUCAUUUGGAGGGCUCCAAAGGCUUCGUGUGCUGGGCCCGAGGCUUCAUGGAGAUGCAGGACUCGUCCUCUUCAGCUGCGAUCGGAGACACUCUGAGAAGCUACUGCUCCACUGACGGCACCACUCCUCUGCUCCUGUUCCCCGAGGAAAGCACCAGUAACGGACGGAAAGGACUGCUCAAGUUCAGCUCAUGGCCUUUCUCAUUGACGGAGCCUGCUCAGCCUGUGGCCAUACAUGUGUCCAGACCCUUCAUUGCACUGAGCAUCCCAGAGUGCAGCUGGCUGGUUGAGCUCAUGUGGACAUUUUUUGUUCCAUUCACAGUAUAUUACGUGAGCUGGCUGCCUCCUGUGUCCAGACCAGAAGGAGAAUCCACUCCAGAGUUCGCAGAUAAGGUCCAACAGUUACUGGCUGCUGAACUGGGCCUCGUCGCCACCAAAUUCACCAAAGCUGACAAAGCAGAGCACAUAAAGCGGAAAAGACACACGGUUCCACAGGCUCAGACAAGUGUCAGAGCGAGCCCCAUCAGUCUCGGGUUUAUGCAGAGCCUCGGCACGGAUGAGCGCAGAUUGGCCAAAAUGGCGCAGCAGGUGCAAGACGUUCUCCCGCACGUCCCUCUGAACGUCAUCACGUUGGACUUGGUGAAAACCAACUGUGUGGACACGACCAUCACAAACUUACUGGAGAGCAAAGAGGAGGUUCUGGAAGCUUCUGGGACUUCAACGUUCUCUUCUUCCCCGGGCUCUUUCUCCAAUUCCACCCCCACCAUCAAGCCCGCUGCCAAACAAUUUGGAAGAUCACCAGCCGACAGACACAUGUCUCUCCAGGAGAGGAAGGAGGCGCUCUACAGCUUUGCCAGAAGGCGCUACCUUGAAAAGCAUGGACUGCCCCAAGAAGACGGUCUCUAG
Molecule: messenger RNA, 1236 nt
Organism: Knipowitschia caucasica
Lineage: Eukaryota; Metazoa; Chordata; Actinopteri; Gobiiformes; Gobiidae
Source: the annotation of a GenBank genome assembly